Messenger RNA from Amphiprion ocellaris (clown anemonefish), 3846 nucleotides. RefSeq names its product serpin peptidase inhibitor, clade C (antithrombin), member 1 (gene serpinc1). The record is from RefSeq and is a predicted model, not a curated record. Bases 158 to 1513 code for a protein of 451 amino acids. The transcript is spliced from 8 exons. Gene Ontology annotation, molecular function: serine-type endopeptidase inhibitor activity. NCBI's taxonomy places the organism in Eukaryota, Metazoa, Chordata, Actinopteri, Pomacentridae.
GUUUUCCUGGUAUUAAACUAUGACUACUUGUUGACUAACAGAGAAUCAAUGUUUCAAAGGUUGAUGUGAUGUUUCAGUGCUCUGCGGGACACUGACCCACAGACCACACAAACUGCACACAUCUCUCUGACUGAAAACUCACCACUGUCUGCUCAGGAUGAGGGCUGCUGACUGGCUGUUACCUUUGGCGUUCCUGCCAUUCCUCUUUGACACCAUCCGUCCAGACAUUUGCAAUGCCAAACCCAAGGACCUUCCUCUGGAGCCACGCUGCAUCUACCGCAGUGCUGAAUCUGAGGUCCCUGAGGACCCGACCCAAGAGCCCGAGGUGGUGCCAGAGUCCACCAACCCCCGAGUGUGGGAGCUGUCAAAGGCCAACAGCCGCUUUGCCUUGUCACUGUACAAACAGAUGGCCCUCAGCAAGACUCCCGAGUCCAACAUCUUCAUGUCCCCCAUCAGCGUCUCCACGGCAUUCGCCAUGACCAAACUGGGAGCCUGCAACCAGACGCUGCAGCAGAUCAUGGAGGUGUUUGAGUUCAACACCAUCAAAGAGAAGACGUCUGAUCAGGUCCACUUCUUCUUUGCCAAACUGAACUGCCGUCUGUACAGGAAGAAGGACGAGACCACCGAGCUGAUCUCUGCCAACCGACUGUUCGGAGAAAAAUCACUCGUCUUCAAUGAGACAUACCAGGACAUUAGCGAGACAGUCUACGGAGCCAAAUUGCUGCCUCUCAACUUCAAGGAGAACCCCGAGAUGGCCCGAGUCACCAUCAACAACUGGAUCUCCAAUAAGACGGAGAACCGGAUCCAGGACACACUGCCACAGGGAGCGCUGGACUCCACCACCGUCCUGGUCCUGGUCAACACCAUCUACUUCAAGGGUCAGUGGAAGAACAAGUUUGACAAAGACAAUGUGUUCGCCUCAGACUUCCACGUAAGCAAGAGCCGCAGCUGUCCAGUCAACAUGAUGUACCAGGAGGCCAAGUUCAGGUACAAGUACUUCCCUGAUGAUGAGGUGCAGCUGCUGGAGAUGCCGUACCGAGGAGACGACAUCACUAUGGUGAUCAUCCUGCCCAAGAGAGACACUCCACUCAGUAGGGUGGAGGAGAGUCUGGACCUGAAGAAACUGAGUGGCUGGUUGGAUCAGAUGGAGGAAACCACCGUCUCCAUCCACAUCCCUCGCUUCAGGGUGGGGGACAGCUUCAGUCUGAAGGAGAAGCUGCAGGCCAUGGGACUGACCGACCUGUUCAGCUCUGAGAAGGCCAGCUUGCCAGGGAUGCUGGCGGACGGCAGUGAUGCUCUCUACAUCUCAGACGCCUACCACAAAGCUUUCCUGGAGGUGAAUGAGGAGGGCAGCGAGGCGGCUGCAGCUACUGCUGUGGUGGCCAUUGGACGCUCCAUUAACCCGUUCAGAGAGGUGUUUCUGGUUGAUCGGCCGUUCCUGCUGCUCAUUAGAGAGUCAACAAUCAACACACUGCUGUUUACCGGCCGCGUGGCUGACCCUUGCAAUGAAUAAAAACAGCCCAACAGACGCUGCUGUGAGCAUCACGGCUGCUUUAUUAUGAGUUCAAUGUCAUCAAAAUAUACAAACUAUGUCAACAUUUUCAUGUGUAACAAGCCAGCAAACAUGGUAAAGAAUGGUGUAAAAAUGGCACCAGCUGACUUAGUGGUAGUAUUUUUACAUGUGUGUUCAGUGACUGCACAUUCUGCAGCAUGAGCCAUCAUACAGCUCAGAUAAAUAGCAGUUUGUAGCUAAUUUAGUUACAUGUGUGAUUAAUCAAAUCCACUGUAAGAAUGCGAUGCAGUCAACUAUACUGAAAGGUAACCAAUGCAUGCACAUUGUAGUUACUUUAGGGCUUCAGCAGAAAAAAACAGAUCAAUGUAUUUUCAAAUCAGUUAAAUUUGUAGUGUUUGUUUCAAUGUGGUACUUUCAGCUUCUAACUUCAUUUUCAGUUGACCCUUUACUAAGAGCCCUUAGAGCAGCCGCUGUCUAAUCCUACAUUGGUAACCAAACCUUGGUGAGGGAGGCUUGCCGAGCUUUCAAAGACAGAAAAUGCAUUUGGAUUAAAUAAAGUGGAAGACGUCAGUCACAGGAGAAUCUAUCAAAGAUCAACAGAAGCUCAUAGCUUGGCACAUGGUUGUUAAAAGAUGGAUGUAGCCACCAUACUGUAUUGAAAGAAGAACUUAAAAUUAGUGAUCAAAAUGAUAACGUAAUUAGAAAAAUGUUUACUGAACUAAUAAAUUAAAAGUAGAGUGAAUUUAUCAUAGACUUCUAGUAAAUCAGAUUUCUCAUUGAAACCAGAGGAUUUGCCCCCUGGCUGUUAGAAACGAAUACAGGUAUAAGGGACUUAUGCACUGGCCUCACUUUUCAGACCCAGUGACCACAUCCAUCCAUCCAUCCAUUAUCUAUACACCGCUUAAUCCUCACUAGGGUCGCGGGGGGUGCUGGAGCCUAUCCCAGCUGACUCGGGCGAAGGCAGGGGACACCCUAGACAGGUCGCCAGUCUGUCGCAGGGCCACAUACAAAGACAAACAAGCACUCUCACAUUCACACCUACGGGCAAUUUAGAGUAAUCAAUUAACCUCAGCAUAUUUUUGGACUGUGGGAGGAAGCCGGAGUACCCGGAGAAAACCCACGCAUGCACAGGGAGAACAUGCAAACUCCAUGCAGAAAGAUCCCGGGAAAGCCGGGACGCGAACCAGGGACCUUCUUGCUGCAAGGCGAAAGUGCUAACCACUACGCCACUGUGCAGCCCUGACCACAUCCAACUUUUGUAUAAAAGAUCUGAUUGAAACUAAAUGUUAGCUUGAAAUAAAAUUCUGUAGACUUACCCUGCUGUGCAAGAAUACUGUGGUUGAUGUAUGUAUUUGUUCUGUAGAGCACAUGAACUGUCAAGACGUGGGGUGCUAAACAGACAGCUUUCGUUACAAUUCAAUUUUAUUUAUAUUGCGCCAAUUACAAUUCAAGUUCUCUCAAGAUGCUUUAUAGAACCCAUAUGCCUGAACCCCCAGAGCAGCCCUAAGACAACAGUGGCAAGAAAAAACUCCCUUUUAACAGGAAGAAACCUUGAGCAGAAUCUGGCUCAUAUGGGGCGACCCAUCUACAAUUACAAUUAUACAGAAGUCUGUUUGAAAACAACACUUGAUCUGUCAGUUUAGCAUUCAUGCUCCAAAUCAGUUUCUCAUUUCAAUUGCUAACUUUAAGUCUUGUUCAAUACAGUGUGGAAUUAAUGUGGAAUAUUACAGUCCUGUUUAUAGGAAAAGAGUUAAUAGAGUAUGUUUAGGGUCAAGGUCAAAGGCCAAAGUCAAGGAUUCAAAAUGGUCGUCCAUUAAACAAGAGGUAAUGAAAUGCCUAAGGCCACCUUCUAUAUUCAGUCAACACACCUGGUAACUGCAGAAAUACUUCCUGGGGUGUAGAUAGCCCUGUUAACAAGUUAUAACGUUCAUCAAUACACUGUCAGGAAUAGAGCUGUAUAUUGGGAUUUUUUCAUAUGACUGAAAGCUUAUUUUUCUGCGUAGUGUCACCAUGAAAGCAGUGUAAUAAAUGCUGGUACACAAAGAGACGAGUCACUGCAGUUUGACACUUAAAGUGCUUUAUUUCCUUGGAAGGAGAUGCGACCUGUGAGUGAUCUAGUGGUCAUAGUGAAAGGAGCUUCUUCACAUUUUCUAAACUAAUGGACCUUUGGCCUCACCCCACCCACCCCCUCCACCAACAGGUUUUAGCAACAGAGACAUGCAACAUAAAAGAUCUUAACAUAAAACCUUUUAGGUUUGUCUACUACAGAACUUGUUAAGUACCUCCUCGUUAAAAAAAAAUGUACAAUAAUAAAGUUAAUUUACUAAACUCCA